CAGAGGUUCAGACAGGCCUCCGCUGAUGUGGCAGGUGGACUUUGACAGCUGUUUACAGGAACCGGGGGAGCUCAGUCCAGGUCUGCAGAGUUGCUGGCGGUGGUCUCAUUCAAACAGGUUAUAUACCCUGAUCUGCACAGCCUGGAGAUCUAGAUCCUGGUUUUGUGAGGCGGGCCUAUUUCUUGAGGAUUAUAUGUAGCAAACAUUUGGCUGUUUCUGAAUGUUCGAGGAACUGUCUGUUCUGGAUGGGACCUCUGGAUCUGGUGAGGCCUAGAACACUGUGAUAAAGAAACUAAAUUAGAUUUGGAACUGAAAGAAGGCAAGCCAGGGAGAGAUUCCACAGCAAGUCCCAGAUGGAGCCUUGGACACCCCCAUGGCCACCUCAACCAAGGGAGAGGCAUGUAGCCCCAGUGAAGGGCCAGGACAGGGGUCAAUGGAGGCAAGUCUACCACAGACCACUCCCUCAAUCCAGGCCCAAUGGUGAGAGGUACUACCAUCAACAACAAGGCUCACAAACAGGGCCUCAACCAUGGCAAGAUUCCUGGGAAGAGUACUAUCACUACAGCUAUCCUUGGAGGCCAGGGGACCGGAUUAGGCCAGAUUCCAGGGCAGAGUAUUAUGAAAGUAGUUAUCCUCCUAGACCAUAUUCAAGGCAAGGUCAUGAAGAUCCACACUGGAACUACCCAGCACCAAGCUCUGGGGAAGAUUAUUCUUAUAGAGAUUAUUACAGACACCCACCAGCAGUGCAGGAUGACAGAGAUCCAAGUCAAGGAGAUCCUUAUGGCAGACAGGCAGAUUACUUGGAUCAGAGCUAUAGCAGAGACUUUGGUCAUGACCAGGCCAACAGCCCAUUUGUGCAAACGGAUGCAAGACAGUACAGAUCAAAGAACUUUGAUUCCUAUGAGGAGAGUUACAUCUCUAGCUCCAGGCAGGAGUGGACUGGGGAGGCACCCCAAAGGAGCUCCUUGGAGGAGGCCAGCAUCCAGCCACAUGAGCUCUCAAGCACUGGUGAGCCCAGUCUGCUCCAGCGGUACAAGGAAUCUGGCCUCAGCUCCAGCAGUUAUGAACUCAGUCAGUACAUUUUUGACUCUUCCAAUCAGUAUGACCCCACUCCAUCUGAAGCUUGGAGUCCAGUUCAUACAGAGGAGGCCUCAUUGGCCACCCUGCACCAUGUGGCACCCCUCAAGUAUUCACUCCCUCAUGUGCCAGUGUGCUUUGGAGCAGGGGGCCACCUGGUUCGAGUGUGCCCUAAUUUCCCAGCUGAGGGGCAGCCUGCCCUUGUGGAACUGCACAGCCUGGAGGUCAUCCUUGAUAACACAAAAGAGCAAGAGGAACUGCAAGCUUUCCCUGGGCCUCUGGUCAGGGAAGAUUUGCACAAGGUGGAUGUGAUGACAUUUUGCCAACACAGAGUGGCCAUGAGCUGUGACCUGACAACUCAGAGAGGCAGAGAUUCAGCCCUGCUUUGGAAACUCUUGAUCCUGCUUUGCCGUCAGAAUGGGUCCAUGGUAGGCUCAGACACAGCUGAGCUUCUGAUGCAAGACUGCAAGCGCUUGGAGAAGUACAGAAGGCAAAACCCAGCGACCAACCUGAUCAACUUGACAGAUGAUGAGUGGCCGUCAUAUGGCUCUGGAACACGAGAUCUCCUCACUGGGGAGAUCCCACCCAGCAUGGAUACACCAGAGCAGAUAGUGGAGAAGUUCACCAAGCUCCUUUACUAUGGCAGGAAGAAGGAAGCUUUGGACUGGGCCAUGAGAAACCAGCUGUGGGGUCAUGCCCUGUUUCUGUCAAGCAAGAUGGACUCACGGACUUACAGCUGGGUGCUGACUGGGUUCACCAGCACAUUGGCUGUCAAUGAUCCCCUGCAGACUCUCUUCCAGCUCAUGUCAGGAAGAAUACCCCAAGCAGCUCUGUGCUGUGGAGAUAGCAAAUGGGGAGACUGGAGACCCCAUCUAGCUGUGAUAUUGUCCAACCAUGUUGGAGAGGCUGAGCUGAACCAUCGAGCCAUUGUCACAAUGGGAGACACUUUAGCUGGGAAAGGGCUAAUAGAAGCUGCUCACUUCUGCUAUCUGAUGGCUGAUGUCCCUUUUGGUCAUUAUGGGGUUAAAACAGACCACAUGGCCCUGCUGGGCAGCAGUCACUGUCAGACAUUUGUACAGUUUGCCACGACGGAGUCUAUCCAGAGGACUGAAAUCUUUGAGUACUGUCAGUUGCUGGGACAUCCCAAAUCUUUCAUCUUCACUUUCCAGGUGUAUAAACUCAUUUAUGCUUCACGCCUGGCAGAUUAUGGUCUUACUUCCCAGGCCUUAUACUACUGUGAAGGGAUUGGCACAGCUCUACUAGACCAGCCCCAGACCAGGCACCCUGUGCUGUUAACACAGGUGAUCCAGCUAGCUGAGCGACUGAAGUUCUCAGACCCAUUGCUCCUGGAGAGACCUGAUCAGGAGCAAGACCUGGAACCUGACUGGCUUGUCCAGCUCCGAGCUCAAAGACAGCAGUGGGAGGUAGAGGGAGACUUUCCUGAUUUGACAUCCACUCAGCCAGAGUUUUCCAGGGUCAACAGAUCAACAUCAGAUAAAGAUCUUCAUUAUGAGUUCACACAAAACCAAGGUUACCAGCAUGACCUAAGACAGCAACUGAAUAACCACUCAGAGGGAACAAGCCAGUAUGAGCCAGUUCUACAGGAAUAUGUGUCCUUGCAGUCUGGCAUGCAUUCUGCGGUGGAUGGGUAUGAGCAAGCCAUAACAUCAGUGCUAUCUGGUGCUGGGCAAGAAAGCUAUCCAACAGUGGUCAGCCCACGGGCAGAUGUCUUUCUAGGAGGAACUGCAAGUGACCAUUCCCCAGAGGUGGGCCAGACACCAGUGGGUGCAUUGGAGCCACAAGGACACUCUCUGCCCUUUGAUGUUCAGAAGAACAUUACAGAAGAGCAGCAGAGCAUGUCGCGUGCAAGAAUCCGAACUGUCUCAGAGUGCUCGACUGUCUCUGUGGAAGAUGAUGCCCACCAACUCCCGGGGCAAGCGGGUGAGGGAGCCACUAAAGAGCAGUCCUCGACAGAGGGUGCAAAGCAAGAGGAGACAAAGGGUUCGGGCUUUGGCUGGUUCAGCUGGUUUCGAUCCAAGCCUGACAAGGAUGUGGCUUCUUCCAGAGAUCAAUCUGAAACUGCCCCAGACUCCACUGCACUGGAGUCCCAGGAGCAGACUUUGUCAUCCUCACCACUGUGUGCUACUCCCACUGCUGGAACAAGCCCUUCAUCUCAUGCUCCUGCUAGUGGUUCUGCACCUGUCUUCAGAAGCUCAGCUAGUAAUGAACCAACAGCCACAACGGGCCCUGAUGGCAGAAAAUUGGCAGCCUUUCCUGAAGUUGGUGGCCAGAAUGAUUCAUAUGGCCCCCUGUCUGGCCCAGGUGGUCUUCUUCCUCCUCCAGGAGAAGGCACAGUCCCACUCUUCAAUCCUGGUCACAUCCCUCAGCUCUUCAAUGCUGUAUCCCCUGGACUGAGCCAACCAAAGCGGCUUUCACAGCGAUGUUACCCAACCCUACCAUGACGGGUGAGCCUUGGGCUGUCUCCAAAGCCUCUGAUGCAGCAGAGGACAUAAGGGACUUUGCCAUGGGGAUAGAAACAUUUGUACUUAGCUCCCUGCUCUUGUGCUCCUUCUUUUGGGCUUUGUAAAAGUAGUUCCAGUGAACAGGCUUCUCCUUGCAGAUGGAACAGGUUGUGGGGGCGGGAAGGGGUUAGAUUCUCUCUUUUCUGAGACUGAGCAUCCAUCAUUUUAGUUGUGAUUGCCCAGGUUGAGAGUCAUGGAGGGAGGUUGUACAAAGACUCUCCCAGCUGCAAAACACAAGCACUCACUGUGGAAUAAUAAUACUGAACAAAUGAGCAAAAGAAAAUUCAGGCUGGAUUUCAGGAGCAGUGGCCUAACAAUGACAUCUCCAACAGUGGGGGAUCCUCUGCAAGAGGUGCAGUGGAGCCUUACGUACCGGUAUUCAGUGGUCAAUGCACUGGUAUCUGUACUUCAGGGAACAGUCCUAUGGGGGCAGGCAGCUGGACACAAGUGACAUAACUUAGUUGUUUCAGUGUCCAAUUUCCAUUGCACAUGUAAUGGCAAUAAUGACAUGAGCAACUGUAUGGCCAUUCUGUAGCUGCCAUGCAAGACAUCAGAGUGCAGGUUACACACUUGCUCCCAGACUGGUAGGAACUGGAAGUGUGUGGACAGUACAGACAGCCUCCAGUGGAAGCAGCCUGUGGCAUUCAAAUGCCUCCCUGGGUCAACUGGACGAGAAGGGUUGUUUGUCUUUAAAAAAGCAGUUUGUCUUUCCUGACCAGAGUGAUACUGGACAUAACAAUAAUGCCUAUGGACACUGGGAGUUCUUCCUUCUCCCACAAAAUACUCAACAUUGUAACUAUUCAGUGGUGACUUUGGGGAAUCCAAAGAUGUCAUGCCUUCAAAUUGGUGUAUGAUUUCUGACGGUAAAGGACAUAUCUGUCUUGUCUCUCUAGUGACAUACAUGCUGUGUUUGUAUUAAAUGUUUUUGAAAUAAACUCCAAUGUUUUUCAAACCUGCCAAUUUGCCUGUCUGCCUGCUAGGCAAGCUCAAUCUAAGUCAAAGAUAUGGCAUCAGUUUGGCCCUCACCCACCCUAUCUUUCUUCCCUAAUCCAUAUGGAAGGAUUUGAAUUCAGCUGGGUGAAGGUUUUUGUCUAAAUCUUUACUUUGGCCAAAAAAUGUGUGUUGAGUGAUACCAAGCUGUUUUACAAAUUCAGUGAAGUUGUGGCACUGGAUUCUUCAAUAAAACAGGAACAAUAAAAUAAAUAUGUUUUGUUUCAACCCUAAAACAUUUCAGUUUUCUGAUUCAGAAUUACUUUUGGUUUGAAACUUCCUUCACAUUUAUAUAUAUAUAAAAAAAGGAAAAAUAGAAAUAAAGCUGAAAAUCAAAAUGCUUCAUUUGUCCUAAAACGAUUUUUUUUGAGCCAUUAACAAUUUUUUUUCAGCUUGACCAGCAAGAAAAAAUUUAAAAUAAUUUUUCAGAACUGCCAGGAAACCAAAAUAUCCAUUAUUUACAUGGUUCUUGAUGUAAGCAAUCUAGGCAAUGAGCCCUGAUAUUAAUGUUUGUAUGGAAUGUAUCUGAAUUAAGUGGCUGGUUGUCAUGGAAACCUGCUUUAAAGAAUAAAAAUACUGUGGUUCAAAUUCA
Messenger RNA from Alligator mississippiensis (American alligator), 5181 nucleotides. RefSeq names its product SEC16 homolog B, endoplasmic reticulum export factor (gene SEC16B). Bases 354 to 3539 code for a protein of 1061 amino acids. The transcript is spliced from 27 exons. NCBI's taxonomy places the organism in Eukaryota, Metazoa, Chordata, Crocodylia, Alligatoridae. Gene Ontology annotation, cellular component: endoplasmic reticulum exit site; ER to Golgi transport vesicle membrane. The record is from RefSeq and is a predicted model, not a curated record. Gene Ontology annotation, biological process: autophagy; COPII vesicle coat assembly; Golgi organization.